Molecule: messenger RNA, 1396 nt
Organism: Carassius gibelio (silver crucian carp)
Lineage: Eukaryota; Metazoa; Chordata; Actinopteri; Cypriniformes; Cyprinidae
Product: tubulin polymerization-promoting protein family member 3-like
Exons: 4
Coding region: 193-726 (177 amino acids)
Biological process (GO): positive regulation of protein polymerization; microtubule bundle formation; microtubule polymerization
Cellular component (GO): microtubule
Molecular function (GO): tubulin binding
Source: RefSeq, a predicted model, not a curated record
GUCUCCAUGGAUACAGGAAUAAACAGAUGAUAACAAGCCCUCAGCCUUUAAAGCCCAUUUCAGAAGGGAGUAACGAGAGAGAGAGAGAGUGAGAGAGAGAGAGAGAACGGGACAGAAGUUGUGCAGACCAAGGAGCGUGUGUGCGUGUGUGGAUUGCCACCAGCUGGAAGUCAGUAGCAAAGAAUAACCAACAUGGCAGAAAGUACAGAAAUGGAUGAGCUUCUGAGAGCCUUUAAGAAGUUUGCUGUUCAUGGUGACACCAAAGCCACUGGAAAAGAGAUGAAUGGGAAAAACUGGGCUAAACUGUGCAAAGAUUGCAAAGUUAUUGACAGCAAGAAUGUCACCGGCACUGAUGUAGAUAUUGUCUUCACAAAAGUCAAAGCGAAGACAUCUCGGGUCAUAACAUAUGAGGAGUUCCAGAAAGCUCUAGAAGAACUGGCCCCAAAGAGAUUCAAAAAUCAAAGCAAAGAAGAGGCACUGCAGUCUAUAUAUAAGCUAAUCGAGGGAAAAGAACCCACCAACGUUGGUGUUACGAAAGUGGCAAAAACUGGGGCUGUGGAUCGGUUAACUGACACAACUAAAUAUACAGGCUCCCACAAGGAGCGCUUUGAUGACAGCGGGAAAGGCAAAGGAAAAGGUGGGCGGGAGGAGAUUGUGGAGCACACAGGUUAUGUAGGUGCCUACAAGAAUGCUGGGACUUAUGACGAGAAGACAAAGGAGAAGUAAGGCCCCACUGUCUCCACGUCAGCAAGCUCUGAGCUUCAUCUUCAUCAGCACUUAGGUCUGGACCAAAGCCAAACUUGAACUUUAACCUGUAAAAUCACACAGCCACUAUGCAGUGUAACACAGGAUGUGUUGUAAAUGUCUGUCUUUAAGGAUUAAAAAACAGUACUACAGUCGGUUUUCAUGAGAAAGUUGACAGAAGGGUAAGAGAAGACUGGUCUCAAUCCUUUCAUGCAGAUACCAGUCCCUGCUAUAUGUAGGAUUUCAGGUGAAAAUCUCAAAAGAGGACGCAUAAAGACAGCUCUUUGGUUGGGAAAACAGAUAAGUAGUGUAUUUGUUUCAGUUUUUAUGUUGCUGUUUAAUAGCUAGGAGCAUCUAAACAUCACAGUGCUUCAGAGAGGGACAAGUGGAACACAGGGAACCCUUUAAGAGAAUUAUUUCCUCCAACAUGUGUAGAUAGAUUCACUAAUGGAUUCGCUGUCAAUAAAAUGUAACAACUUUCAUUACUAAGACUUAAAUGUCAUUCUCCAAAGGAUAAUGUUAAACCAGCUUUAUGUGUGUGUUAGCUAUACUCUUCUGUUAUUAUUACCAAAAAUACAUUGUUAUAUCUUUAAGUUAGCUUACUGUGUUACUGAAACUGGAAACUGCCUUUGUAUAAACUAUUACUAAAUAA